GCCGCUGAGGCGCGUCGGCGGUUGCGGGAGGAGCGCGGCCUGCGGGGCCGGCGGCUCAGUCGCUCCGCCCGGCCGGCCGUGGCCGCCGCCGCUCGGCCGCGCUCAGGUACCGGCCCGGCGUCGGCCCUCGACGCGGCGGCCGGGCGCGCGCCUCCCGCCCGUGCGUGCGCGCCCCGCGGGGCCCUGCGUGCGCGCGCCUGCGCGGGGCCGCGCGUGAACUUGGGCCGGACGGGCCGGCUGCCGGCUGCGCGCAGACCCGGCCGCGCGGCCCGAUGCGCUUCCCCCGCGUGAGUGCCGAGCGUUUCCGCCGCCGGACCCCGCGGGCGGGCCGCUGAGGGCGCGGGGCCGCGGGGGCUGGGACUCCCGCCGCGCGCCAGCCUCCUCGGACCGGCCCGGGACCCCCGCGCCGCGAGCCCCACGUGCGCCCCGGACCCCGCGCCCCCCGCGCCCGUGCGGGGCCGAGCGGGGCCGCGCCGCCACUUGUUGAGCGGCCGGGGGUGCCGCCCGCGAGCCGCGGCCGCCGGGCUCACGUGCGUGUCACUCCGCGGCGAGCGGAGCAGGAAGUUGGCCGGGACACGGCGAGGAGCCUCGCGGCGCCGGACGACGUGGGAGGCGCCCUCCGCGGCCGGCGGCCUCUCACAGACGCCGGCGCGCUCUGACAGGCGGCCUCGGGCUGUGGAGACCCCUGGAGAUGGAUCGCUCGCCUGUGACCCCGAAGUGCGGCCGUGAGGGUUAGCGCCGAGCCCGAUGCGCUGGGACCCCAGGGCCCGGUGGUGCAGACGCAGGACCCGGCGGCCCCCGACCAUGGUCACGCUCAUCACCGAGAAGCUGCAGAACCAGAGCCUGGAUGACCUCGCACACCAGAGCUGCGAUGCCGGCCCGUGCUCAGCCGAGAAGCGGAACAGCAGAAGUGGCCCCGUGUUCCCUUUUGAGACCAAUGGAGACAGGUGCCCCUGGAAGGCCCUGAGCGGAGGGUGGCCCCUCGGGAGCCUGGCGGCCGUGGUCCCCGCCCUCCCCUUCCCGCCGGGCCUGGGCGCGGGCAGCGCCGUGGGCCUCAGGGAGAGCGCGGGCCCGGCCCUGGCCCCGCCCAGCAAGCGGCACUGCCGCUCCCUGUCGGAGCCGGACGAGCUGGCCCGCUGCCGCUCCCCCUGGCGCCCCGGGGGCUCCAAGGUCUGGACUGCCGUCUCCAAGCGGCGCUGCCACAGCGGCGGGAGUGCCAGCCUGCCCGGGGGCGCCCUGCCCGCGGCCGGCCCCGGCUCCCCGCCCGCGCCCCGGCCUGCCUCCGCCAGCGGCGGCUGCGAGGACGCCUCCUGCCCGCCCCGGGCGCCCCCGGGGCCCGCCCUGUGCUCCCGGCGCCGCCUGUCCCUGUCGCAGGAGCACCUGCUGGACACAGACGCCCCGGCGCCCGCGCCGGCGCCGGGCUGGCGGCUGGGCCUGCUGCGGAGCCGCUCGCAGCCCUGCGUGCUCGCCGGCAGGAAGAGCCGCCGGAAGCGCCCGCGGGAGGAGGACCCGCGCUGGCCGCGCCCGUCCCUGGACUUCCUGAAGAUGACGCGGACGCUGAAGAACUCAAAAAGCCUCGGCUCCCUCGACUGCGACGGUGAGGAUGAGGAUGAGGCCAGGGCGAAGACGGCCGUGCCCUCCCCUCGGGCCCCGCACGGCCUCGCGGGCCUCGCCAGCCCGGCCUCCAGCCCCCUGGGCGCCCGCCGCAGCCCGUGGGCCGGGCGGGAGGGGCGGGGCGCCGGGGCGCCGGGGGCCUGGGACCGCGCCGGCCAGGAGGUGUGCCCGCCGGGCCCCGGCGAGCUGGACCUGGAGCAGAUCGAGAACAACUGACGGCGGCGGCCGUCGGGGGGAGCGGCCGCUCAGUUUGGACGUUGAGCUCUUUUUGAUCGUCUUUCCUACGGAGUAUUUUGCAUUUUUCUGGCUUUUACAGUUGUGGAGAAAGGUCUAUUUUGAAAUGCAUUUUCGAGGGCAUUCAGUUCGGGUUCUGGGCACACCCGGGGCGGGCUGGCUCCUCGCAAACGCCCGUGGCGAAGGGCGCUGUGCGUCCUGCAGCUGGAGGUCGGCGCCGCUCGGGGCAGGCCCAGCUCGCGGCCGGGCCUGCGUGGGGCCGCCUGGCCGCCUGGGCUGUGACUUCAAUAAAAGACGUUUGCUUUGCA
Pipistrellus kuhlii (Kuhl's pipistrelle) is the source of this 2156-nucleotide messenger RNA. It is a transcript of the gene FAM53A, whose product is annotated as family with sequence similarity 53 member A. Gene Ontology annotation, biological process: protein import into nucleus. Bases 748 to 1830 code for a protein of 360 amino acids. Gene Ontology annotation, cellular component: nucleus. The record is from RefSeq and is a predicted model, not a curated record. The transcript is spliced from 5 exons. Lineage: Eukaryota; Metazoa; Chordata; Mammalia; Chiroptera; Vespertilionidae.